Colletotrichum chrysophilum is the source of this 1179-nucleotide messenger RNA. RefSeq lists its product as uncharacterized. Bases 1 to 1179 code for a protein of 392 amino acids. The transcript is spliced from 2 exons. Gene Ontology annotation, biological process: endocytosis; piecemeal microautophagy of the nucleus; exocytosis. Gene Ontology annotation, cellular component: membrane; cytosol; intracellular membrane-bounded organelle. The record is from RefSeq and is a predicted model, not a curated record. Gene Ontology annotation, molecular function: oxysterol binding. Lineage: Eukaryota; Fungi; Ascomycota; Sordariomycetes; Glomerellales; Glomerellaceae.
AUGGAUACGAAGUCAUUUUCGUCUCGCAUCAGCGACCUCGUCAAGUUCCUCUCAUCAGUACAGGGCGAUCUCUCCAAUGUCACCGCACCGCCGUCUUUCCUGGCGCCCUCGUCAGUUGUCGAGGUCGGCCACUGCUGGUCGCAGAGGCCAGGCGUCUUCGUCGCCCCGGCCCUCGAACAGGACCCGGAGAAGCGUUCGUUGAAGGUGCUGCGCAUGAUCCUCAUCGCGAUGCGCAGCCAAUUCUACGUCGCCGGCGCCCCCAACGUCAGCAUCAAGAAGCCUCUUAAUGCAUUUCUUGGCGAGCUUUUCCUGGCGUCCUGGAACGAGGGCAAGGCGUCGACGAAGCUGGUGGCUGAGCAGGUCAGCCACCACCCGCCCAUCACGGCGAUGCACAUCGCCAGCAAGGAGCACGGCAUCAGGGCGGAUGGGUACGCGCGCGUCGAGAUGACUUUCUCGAGCAGCGUCAACAUUCGCCAGAUCGGGCAUGCGGUGGUGCACAUUGACAGGUACGACGAGGACUAUUUGGUGCCGCUUCCCGAUGUAAAGGUUCGGGGUUUCCUGAACGCUUGCUUGUACCCCGAGGUGAUUGGCACAUACUACAUCGUCUCGAGCACGGGGUACGUAUCGGAGAUCAAAUUCUCGGGGACGGGUGUGUUCAGCGGAAAGAAGAACUUCUUCCAGGCGAGGAUUUACCACAAGAACGACAAGAAGGCGACAAUUUACUCAUUGGAGGGUGUCUGGAGCGAGGGCUGGACUGUGAAGGACGGCAGGACAGGCGACAUUAUCGAGAAGUACGAGGUCGAUGCGUUGGAGAACUUGCCUGCGCCGAUGGAGAUCGAGCCGAUUGCCAGUCAAGAUCCUUGGGAGUCGCGCAAGGCGUGGGCUGGCGUCAUCGAAGGCCUUGGGAAGAACGACUUCCGGCAGACGGUGAACGCGAAGAGCGAGGUAGAGCAGGCGCAAAGACGCAUGAGAGCGGAAGAGAAGAAGAAGGGAGAGACCUGGGAGCCGUUAUUUUUCAAGAGCAUUCCUGGGUCGGAACACGACAUUUUCCACCAGCUGGCCAAGCCUGUCAACUGGCAGCUUCAUGAUAAACAUACUAAGGGUGUUUGGAAGGUUGAUGAGGACAAGCGGGAUACGGUUCAAAGACCAUUUAGGGGGGAACUGACGCCUUUGGGAUAG